AGCGAUUCCCAGUGAUGGGUGUGCGUGCGUGUGCGUGAUGCCGGGCUGUAAUGAUGGGUGACGUGAUGAUGAUGGUGGUGGGGAGGAGGAGGACGAGAGGGAGGAGGAGGAGCCACCAGGAUUCCCCUCUCAUCUCACUCGUGUGCCCUGCGCCGGCUGCGAAGGCACGGGAUUAUCGUCAUCGGCAGGAGCAGCAGCAGGAAGAUGAUCGGCAGCAGGAAGAUGAUCGGCAUUGUCGACCCCGAGCCAGCACCGGGUCACCGCUCGCUCGAUGAAUGGAGGCGCUGUUGACUGCGCUCAGCGUGGAUGCCGUGAAUAAUGUUCCACGUCGAAGGUGCGUUAUUAACUCGGUUUAACAGUUUACGUUCAAUUGAAUGAGUAUUUACGUUGAGGCGUCGCGUAUCGCGAAGACCGACAUGUCUUAAAUAUUACGUUGAUCUGUGAUGUUAUCAUAAGGACGGCGUUGAUGUGCAGCGAGUGCAUCAGAUGGGACUGCUGCCGAUGACGAAUGCUGGCUGGUCGGAAUAUGCAGAGCGAUUGAUCUAUUUUGACAUCGUAUUUACCGAGUCGCAAUACGACACAAGUUAUGGAAUGAACAACAAUAACAGCAGCAACAACCCACAACAACAAUAAUAAAAGACGAAACCAACAACAACAAAGACAACAACACCAUAAUCACCAACAAUUAUACAAAGACGGAGGCAACAACAAAGACAACAUCAGCAACAACAUCAGCAACAACAUCAACAACACCAUCAACAACAACACCAUCAACAACGACACCAUCAACAACAACAACAACGACACCAUCAACAAGAACACCAUCAUCAACAAUAUCAUCAACAACAGCAGCUGAACGAAUCUUUGACAAGCCAUUGAUCACGUGCGCUUUUUUGUUGACAUCGACUGAACCUGACGUCGACAACAGCCGUCGAGUUGACGCCAAAAUCGAUCGUCAGCUCUCGGAAUAGUCGGAGGAACCUUUCAAAUGGGACACCUUUGACGUCGACCUAACAUUGGAUGACACGUAAACCAAAGUGGACAACAACAACAACAAUAAGUGAGCCCUGCAACUCGCGCGAAAGGGGGCUGCGAGAGUCGCCGUUCGAUUUCGGCAGCGGUUCGGGCCGUGAGCCCGCAGGGGGUCGAUCACGGAUCGAUGAGCACGUGUGUGCAGGUGAAGAGAGGUGUGCGUAUAGGCCGAGUUUAUGAAGGGCAAAAAAGCAGCUGCUUGUGUGACGAAGGGCGUCGAGGUGGGCUUGCAUGCUGUGGUCGGGCUCCGCAGAGGUCACGACCUACCCAGCCACGUUGAGAAGUCGCUGGGCUCCACCAAACCCAAUCCUCUCAGGUACAGGUGACCUCACCUGUACUCCCCCCCCCCCCCCACUUCUCUACUCGCACUGCUCCACUUUGUAAUUGCCUCAACGUCGGCCACUUUACCCUCAUCCCCUGUCACCUUGCUCUAUUGAAGGAAUUUAGUCACUCCUUUUCAACUAUUCUACUCGCUAAUAGUGCCGCUUAGCGCUGUGUGCGUAGUUAAACCUCUCUUGUCCAUGCUAAGGUCGACGUCCAUACCCAUCGGUGACGACUUGUGUAUAUUUAAUUAAGAAGUGUCUGCGUCAGUGCAGGUGUACAAGUCCACAUUAGUACAGGUGUGUGUGUAGCUAUUGUAUUAGUCCCAUCAGGUGCAAUUGCUUGGGCAGGUGCAUACGUUGAUAAGAGACAGCUGCUUGGAGGCAGCAUCUCGUGCUCACACACCAGGCAGGAGAGGUGUAUGACUGCAAGCUCACUUAGGACAGGCGUGGGUGUCUUUGUGGCGUAGUAGACAUGUACAGCGAGGCUUUAUUGGGGUGGACUGCACAACUUGGAGGCCAGAUGGCUCUGCAAAACAAGCCGACCUUCCCAAGGAUCCCCCUUCUCCUCGCCUCCAUCUCAUGUCUCCUCAUGGCCCCAGGAGUUGUGAGUUCCGGCAAUGGAACCUCUACCAACACCACCACCACCAUCGCCCCCCACAACACCUGGACAGGCAGCCAAGAUCCAGGGAGUGAACAGCCCCUGUUGUUGUCCUCCUCAAGCUCGCCUUCCUCCUUUUCCUCGUCAUCAUCCUCCAAUUCCGCUCCCUCCACCGCGUCCACGGACGCUUCCUCCUCUACCGAGGACGAUCAGCUGCUGCUGAGUGCUGCUGAGACACGGGAAGAGACCCCUGGGACAACCAGAACAGAGCUGGAGGAACGAGGAAGGCCAUCCAGCACAGCAGGCGCCGCCCCGACCUUGAGCCCCACGGAACACGGCGCCACCGCCACCGUCACCGCCGCCACCGCCGCCACCGCCGCCCCCGGCGACAUCGCGCCCCUCACCAUCUCACCGCCACCCGGAGGAGGAGGAGGAGGAGGAGGAGGCGACGCCGGCGACGUGUGGAACAGCACCCGAGCGACCGCCAGCGUCUCCAGCUCCACUGGCGGCUGGACAUUGCCGACCGUCGCCAAUCAGUCGGCCGAGGUGGCGCGAGUGCCUUCACCCACGACUCCGAUCCACCGCACGCCGGAACCAGCGCGUGCGGCGACGGCGGCGGCGGCGGCGGCGGCGACGGCCGUUGACUUCCCGACGGCGUCUGUCCGCCCCACGGCCGCGAACAGCUUCGGCGCGACGGUUGCCACCACUCCGACUGGCGAGGGUUCACCCGCCGGGCCGGGUGGGACAGCGGUGGUCGCGCUGGAAUCUUCCACCACCGUCGGCGCCGUGCCAACCGGAGGUCCGGAAAGCGUGGACGCUGCCGGCGCGGAGCUCCCGCCGGCUCUGCCCGUUCCACUCGCCGUGACUCGCCCUAUGCGGACGUCCACCGCCAUGGACCACCAGGGCGUGCCGACGGUGCCCCGGCCCGGCAGCAUGAGGCCCCCCACGACCGAGGAGUCGAGCCCGGAGUGCAACGGGACGACGCACGCCGGCGAGGAGCGGGACACCGCGACCCCCACAGAGGCACCGGCGGACGUGUGCCACCCCAACCCGUGCCCCGGCGGGCAACGCUGUGUCCCCGAGCCGCAGGGCGAGGAGGGGAAUUCCUCUACCCCGGGGAAUUCCUCAGCUCUCUUCACCUGCAAAUGCCCUCCCGGGUGGCAGGGACUCAACUGCACUGACGACGUGGACGAAUGCAUCGGCGACGGGACAAACCCGUGCCCCCCGUUCAGCGCCUGCCGGAACCGGCGAGGCGGCUUCGUGUGCGAGUGCCCCGUCGGCUUCUACCAGGACUACCCGCGCGGCUGCCUCGCAGCCAAAACGUUCCUAGGAAACAUCACUUUGAAGAAUUCCGUGUUCACGGCUGAGAUGGGAGACCCCGCUUCCAGCGUGUUCGUGGAACUGCAGGACAACAUCACGAGAGUGAUGAACGAGACGUUCAAGGGCAAGAACCUGUCCUACCAAGGCACCACUGUGCUCAGUGUCACGAACGGGAGCGUCGUCGUCUCUGUGCUGCACCUCUUCGCUUCGUCGUCGGCGGCCACGAACCGGAGCGUGAACGACGCCAUCCACAACUACACCGGAAGCUGCACCAACACGAGCGCCUGCGAGUUCGCGCGUGGCACCAAUUUCUCCUACAGCGAGGGUGACGUGUGCAGCCUGGCGGUGUGCGACGAGAGGAGCUCGCGCUGCGUGCAUGUUGACGGAGACGUGUCGUGCGUGUGCCGUGCCGGCUUCUUCAAGCACAGCGCCAUGGACCACGUGUGCAGAGCUUGUGAAAACGGCUACAAGCUACAUAACAACGCAUGUGUCAAGUGCCCGUUUGGUUACUACGGCCACCAGUGUGAGGAGCGUUACCUCCUCGUCGCUGUGAUCCUGGCGGCAAUGGGCGGGGGGCUCCUCGUCAACCUCGCCAUCGCUCUCUCCAUCACCUGCUACAGAAAGCGCCGCCUGGAGGCCCAGCGAGCUCGCUACAAGGACGAGGGCUUCCAGCUGUCCCCCUACGCGGAGCUGCCCCGGAUCCCCCGCGCCCAGACGGCGUGGGGGCGCGAGACGUACGAGAUGCAGGACAGCGGCAGCACGCGCAACCUGCUGCACCCCGAUGAGAGCUACAUCGCGCCGGCGUACCAGAGCUCGGUGAAGAUGGGCGAGUCGGGGCAGCCCUACUCCGUGCUGCCCCCGGGCCAGUACAUGUACGGAGGGCAGCACAAUCCGUCCUAUGUCCAUGACGACACUCGCCGGAGAGAUUACUUCUGAACGGCGACUUCGUUUUUAAAGCUUUUUGUUUUACAACCUUGCUACGACGUGCACGAUCCGCAUGUUUGUUUGUUUUUCACUCGCCAACAUUUCAGCGAAACCGCUGUUUAAUUUAUGUUGCCAGUCGUGAGCUGACUAUUUAUUUUCGUUCCUUUUCUCUUUACCUACUGAAAAACGUCUUCCUCCGUGGGUAUGAGGCAGUGUAAUGAGCAACUGUGAAAAUGAAAAAAAAUUACAGAGAAGUGAACACGUCUGUUUCUGCUUUUUUCUCUCAAUUGUGUGAGCUUUCUCACCUCUUGUUAUCGAGGAGAAUUUUAAGUCCUGGUUUCUGCAUGAAUUGGUCUGGGCCAGUGGAAUCUUGUUCUGAUUCAGACAGGAAUGUUCACUUCCUGAUCAUAUCCCACUUUGGGUUUUUUUGUAAGUUUUGGCGCUCUAAAUAGUAUUUGUAUUGUUGAUUUACGAGGAUAGACACAUUGUGGUUUUUCCCGGUGUAUCCUAAUGCGCUUGCCUUCAUGUUGCACUGCGUCAAGCGAGAUCAACCUAAGUGGUCAAAGUUUCAAAUGUUUAAGAUUUUUGUUGUUGUUUUAUUUGUGCCACAGUAUAAGCAGAAUUGUUGACAAAUCUUGAAACAAAGUAUUUAAAAAAAAAAAUUUUUGAACAUUUCACCAACAAAGAUUAGCCAAAUUGUCAGAGAAGAUCAAUCGGAUCAUCUUUUUAUCUGAUUUGCUUCAGUUUUUUUUUACGAUGUUGCCAAACUUCAGCAGAAACCACUGGUCAAUGUAUGUGGUUGUUGCCAGACACUUUAAAACGGUCUGGUGAUGAGUGGUUUAUGUUUUCACCCCGCAUCAGCUCAUUCGCUGUCCAGACAUUCACGCAAAAUGUCUAGAAAGCAUGUCCGGGUCCUGGUAUUACGAUAAUCACCCUGUAAAUAUUGCCUGCCUUGGACGUUACAGCUAUUGCUACCAAUGAAGCAUUUAUGAUUGAUUGUAUUCCUGUACGUACGCACCGCCGUGUUCACCUCUUGGAUCCAGCAAACGUGCCCACGGAGAGGGGGGGGGGGGUGGACAUUGUUAGGAUUUCGUGAGAAGACAUUCUCUAGUUCUGGGUCGUGUGU
Messenger RNA from Petromyzon marinus (sea lamprey), 5323 nucleotides. Its product is annotated as protein HEG homolog 1-like. Gene Ontology annotation, molecular function: calcium ion binding. NCBI's taxonomy places the organism in Eukaryota, Metazoa, Chordata, Hyperoartia, Petromyzontiformes, Petromyzontidae. The record is from RefSeq and is a predicted model, not a curated record.